CACCGCUCGGGAGGAGGUUGCUCCGAGGUUCCAGCUUCAGGAAGGAUGUUACCUCUCAUGAUGGGAAAGUUAAUGUUGCUGCUGCUACUGCCCCUGGGUCAGGCUGCUCCCAAGGAUGGAGCCACAAGGCUGGACUCUGAAGUGCAGCAUCAGCUCCUGCCCAACCCCUUCCAGCCAGGUGGGGAGCAGCUCCGACUUCUGCAGGGCUACCUAAAGGGACUAGAGAAGAUGGAAGAGGAGCCCGAGUCCCUGACCCGGGAGCAAGUUCUCCUCUACCUCUUUGCCCUUCAUGACUAUGACCAGAGUGGACAGCUGGAUGGCUUGGAACUUUUGUCCAUGUUGACAGCUGCCCUGGCCCCUGGGGUUGCUGACUCUCCUACCACCAACCCGGUGGUCCUGGUAGUGGACAAGGUGCUUGAGACCCAGGACCUGAAUGGGGAUGGACUCAUGACCCCUGCAGAGCUCAUCAACUUCCCAAGAGAGGCCCCCAGGCAUGCAGAGCCCAGAGAGCCCCUUGCUCCGUCUCCCCCAGAGCCACAAGCUGUUGGGAGGCAGUCCAUGUUAGCUAAAAGCCUGUUAAGACAAGAAACACAGGAAUCUCUGGAUCCCAGAAAAGAAGCUAGGGGCCAGGGAGAGGCCAGAAGGGAGUCCUUGGAGCCUGUCCAGGAGGCCGGGGGCCAAGCAGAGGCUGAAGGAGAUGUCCCAGGUCAUGAAGGAGAGGCUAGGGACCAGGCAGAGACUGAAGAUAUCCCAGGUCUUGGUGGGGAGGCCAGGGGACAGGCAGAGGCCAGAGACAAUGGGGAGGAAGCCAAAGAGCUUCCAGGCGAAACACCAGAGUCUAAGAACACCCCAGAUGAUUUUGAAGUUCAUAGUAUUCAGCUGGAGAAUGAUGAGAUAUAAACCUUAAGGGUACAGGCUUGCACCCUUGAAGUCUCAGUGCCAGAACAUAAGCCUCCCAAGGGAGGCGUGUUAUGUUGGGACCACCUCUGGAUUCCCUUCUUGGCCCCAGUAGGAGUCAGGUCUUUCUGUGCAGCUCAGGGAGAUCCUAAGUUAAACAGCAGCUUUAGGGCCCAGACGACCAAUAAAGAACUGAAUCAAUUCACCACCCACCCAGGGCCAUCUAUCUCCCAGAUCCAGCCUGCCCAGGCCCCCUCAGGGGCAUGGGGCUUGGGGAAUGAACAGGUCUCUUGGAGAGACAGGGAUUAAGCUUUCCUGGUGUGUCUAGGCCCAGUUUGCUAAGAAAGCAGAGUCUACAGCACCAGCCACAGUGAACUGCAGAUGACCCUGUGAAGAAAGCUCAGUCUAUCCCUGGGACCCAACCACUGUUCUGUUCCCCCUUCACCUGGUGCUCAGAUACCCUGUGUCCUCCUGCACCUCAGGGCAGAUGGUCCCCAUCACCCUGUGUCUACCCCUCCCUCAGUAAUAUUAAUAAUAACUACCGGGUUUUGAGAACUUAGUACACACACCAGGCACCAUGCUGGGCAUUUUCUGUGAUCAGGAAGAAUUAGCUCCGUUUGACAGAUGAGGAAAUUGAGAAAACCUGAGCUUAGUACUAUGCCCUAAGGUGGACAUACAGCUAAUUAAAUGGCAGAUUUGAAUCCAGGUCCAUCUGACUCUAAAGCCCAUGUCUUUUGUCUCAUUGUAAGGCCUUACUCACCCUUCCCCAACUUCCAUAUUGGAGUUGGCCCCUAAUUUCAAUUUGCUUUCAAGAUCCAAUCUCCCUGAGGGGCUGCAACACUCUGCAUCCUGAGUCACACUUGUGGCUGAGGCAUCACCUUAGGCCA
Molecule: messenger RNA, 1784 nt
Organism: Otolemur garnettii (small-eared galago)
Lineage: Eukaryota; Metazoa; Chordata; Mammalia; Primates; Galagidae
Gene: CGREF1
Product: cell growth regulator with EF-hand domain 1
Exons: 6
Coding region: 46-900 (284 amino acids)
Molecular function (GO): calcium ion binding
Source: RefSeq, a predicted model, not a curated record